This is a messenger RNA of Alternaria novae-zelandiae, 600 nucleotides long. RefSeq lists its product as uncharacterized. Bases 1 to 600 code for a protein of 199 amino acids. Lineage: Eukaryota; Fungi; Ascomycota; Dothideomycetes; Pleosporales; Pleosporaceae. The record is from RefSeq and is a predicted model, not a curated record. The transcript has a single exon.
AUGGCAAACAUCUGGACAACCCGUACAGUUCUUCUAACCGGCCUUGUCAUAUCCCUCCUCGGCGCCUUCUACAUCUACCAGUCUCCCACCCCACUCAACUUCAGCAUGCCGCAUCCAAGUUCCACUGUCAACAGCAUACCCGGGUUGGAGUUUACACUAAGCCAAAUAUCCCGAUCUCCGCCUACGCUGCUCGUUACGCUCAAAAACAUCAGUCCAGAUACUCCGUACACGAUCUUGAAAUGGAAUACACCACUUGACGCCUCCGCACUCAACACUGGCGUUUUCACGGUUACCGAUUCGGUUAGUGGUGAGGAGGUGGAGCAGACUGUUUUGCAGGUUAAUCGCAAGAUGCCGCCGCCGCAGGGGUCACUUGUUACGAUUGCGCCUGGGACGGAAGAAGAGGUCGAGGUUGUAUUUGACAAGCCGUGGAUGCCUGAGCGUAAGCCGGCGAAGUACAAAGUCCAAGCGAAGGGAAUAUGGAAGGGUGUUUGGGGGAAGUAUGGUGAUGAAGUGACGAAGGAAGAGUUGUAUGCUUACGCCGAUAGCCCGUUCAGUGGAUGGAGGUUUGCGACGGGUGAUGUGGUCAUGGAAGUAGAGUAA